GUCUGCUUUGCUUAUGACACAGAUGGACUCUUGCUAAUACCAACCUGCUCGGAUGCGACUAGGGCAUGGAUGCUAUGCUUGAAUUGCCACGUUGCCUCUUUCCAACCCCCGCGGCAUAAACAAUAUAUCUCUUGCUGAGAAAAAGGAACCAUGAUAGUACAAUGGCCGAUUGGGAUCUCAGUGAUCUGGCUCAGGAGCUGUCCGAUCUUGAAGUCGCUCUCCUUCUCUGCUUAGUCGCUCGUGGGCAUCCGCUCCUUGAAACUACUGACGAUGGCAUCGAUGACGUUGCUAAAGAGCUUUCUCUGAUCUGCUCGAAUAAGUUUGAUUUCUCAUGUGCGGUUCUCGACUGUUCGUCUGUGACGUCUAUGGAAGAUUUCUGCAAUGAGAUCGCUGCGAGUGACAGCCGUAAAGGCCAGGUUCAACCGCCAAGGUCUAGGGCGGAAUCUUCUAACAAUUUUUCGAUGCUCCAGGGCUCUCAAGAGUCCAGGAAUCGCUCCAGGUCGCUAAUCCGGACUGAGCUCGAGGUUGUCAACGUUGUUGUCGCGAAGAAUUUUAAUCAUGUUGAUGAAUAUAUCCAGCUUCAAGCACUAGAGUUGAUACACUCGAAGAAGCUUACGACCGCAAAGGCAGACCUUAAUGCCUCUGAACAUUUUCUGUUCGUGCCAUUGGUAGCACGGAAUACCGAUAUCCUACAGCCGGGCUUGAACACGCAUUUGAAUGACCAUCUGUUCAUCUCACACUUUCACGAUCCCAAAGACGGAUACACGUAUCUAGAAGACGGAAAUGACUGGCUUUCUGAUGGCCAAUCUAUAUCAUCCGUUGUCCACAAGCCGGCAUCGAAACCGCAUGCCAAGGUUCCUCAACUACUCCUGUAUAAGUUCCAGCGAGAAGGUGACGCCGUCACCGUGAGCGCAGAAGUGCUCCGCUACCAGCAAGACAUUAUCAUAUUCCUCCGCCUCAGUCGGGCCGUUGCGGGUGGGAUAACCACCAAGUCAAACAACUACUUUCUGCGGUUCUCAAAACUCCUAGCAGCCUUACACGGACUCGACUACCUCACUCCAUCGAUCGCCGCAUUAGCCGCGAAGAAAGUCUUCCGCCAUCGGAUCAUAAUCGCAAAACCCGAAGACGACCGCAGUCUGCAGUAUGGUAGUGAUCUUGAGACUGUUUCACGGGUUCUGGCGAAUGUUGGCCCGGAGGAAAUUCUAGAGAGCGUGCUUGCGUUGGAGGCGCCUCUGUGAGCAUCGUGGGUACUCAUUGCAUUGUGUCAAUGCUCGACUCACUCUGUACCCUUCACAUUUCAUUCAUAGAAAACUUUUAUAUUUAAAUAUAGCGCCAGUUCUCUAAUAUGCGGGUCUUCCCGCGUGGGCCCGUAUCGAUUUCUAUACAUUCCGUUUAAGAA
This is a messenger RNA of Aspergillus glaucus CBS 516.65, 1399 nucleotides long. RefSeq lists its product as uncharacterized. Bases 162 to 1238 code for a protein of 358 amino acids. The transcript has 7 exons. The record is from RefSeq and is a predicted model, not a curated record. Lineage: Eukaryota; Fungi; Ascomycota; Eurotiomycetes; Eurotiales; Aspergillaceae.